Strigops habroptila (Kakapo) is the source of this 2623-nucleotide messenger RNA. Its product is annotated as cytochrome P450 1A4-like. The transcript is spliced from 7 exons. The record is from RefSeq and is a predicted model, not a curated record. Gene Ontology annotation, biological process: hormone biosynthetic process; progesterone metabolic process. Gene Ontology annotation, molecular function: heme binding; oxidoreductase activity, acting on paired donors, with incorporation or reduction of molecular oxygen, reduced flavin or flavoprotein as one donor, and incorporation of one atom of oxygen; iron ion binding. Lineage: Eukaryota; Metazoa; Chordata; Aves; Psittaciformes; Psittacidae. Bases 43 to 1611 code for a protein of 522 amino acids.
CGGGCCUCAUAGCACUCUGCAGGUUCCUGCACGCUGUCAGCAAUGUCUCUGGUGGGAAGCCAAGGCAUCGUCUCGGCCACCGAGGUCCUCCUGGCGGCUGCCGUGUUCUGCCUGGUGUUCCUGCUCAUCCAGUCCCUCCGGCAGCAUGUGCCCAAGGGGCUGCGGAGCCCCCCCGGCCCCAGGGGCUUCCCCAUCCUUGGCAGCGUGCUGGAGCUGAGGAAGGACCCGCACGUGGUGCUGGCCCGACUGAGCCGGCAGUAUGGGGACGUGAUGGAGGUGCGGAUCGGCACCCGGCCCGUGCUGGUGCUGAGUGGGCUGGACACCAUCAAGCAAGCCCUGGUGAAGCAAGGAGAAGACUUCAUGGGCCGCCCCGACCUCUACAGCUUCCGCUACAUUACAGAUGGGCAGAGCAUCGCCUUCGGCCCCGACUCUGGGGAGGUGUGGAAAGUCCGCAGGAAGAUGGCCCAGAACGCCCUCAAGACCUUCUCCAUCACCCCCAGCCCCACGGCCUCAUCCAUCUGCCUCCUGGAGGAGCACGUCUCCAGGGAGGCCGAGUACCUGAUCAUCAAGUUCCUGCAGCUCAUGGAUGAGAAGAAGAGCUUUGACCCUUACCGGUACCUGGUGAUCUCCGUGGCCAAUGUCAUGUGUGCCAUGUGCUUUGGGAAGCGGUAUGACCACAACGACCAAGAGCUGCUCAAUAUAGUGAACAUAAACAAUGAGUUUGGAGAUGUGGCUGCUUCUGGCAAUCCUGCAGACUUCAUCCCUGUGCUGCAGUACCUUCCCAGCCGCACCAUGCAGCUCUACAAGGACAUCAACAGGCGUUUCAACUCCUUUGUGCAGAAGAUUGUCCAGGACCAUUACACCAGCUUUGAUAAGGAGCACCUCCGGGACAUCACGGACUCACUGAUCGGGCACUGCCAGGAGAAGAGUGUAAGGGAGGAUGCCCGUGUCCCGCUCUCUGAUAAAGAGAUCAUCGCCAUCGUCUACGACCUCUUUGGGGCAGGCUUUGACACUAUGACAACCGCCUUAUCCUGGAGCCUCGUGUAUGUCGCCUUGUACCCUGACAUCCAGAAGAGGAUCCAGAAAGAACUGGACCAGACCAUCGGCCAGGAGCGGAGACCGAGGCUGUCGGACCGGGGCAUGCUGCCCUACACAGAAGCCUUUAUCCUGGAGGUGUUCAGGCACUCCUCCUUCAUACCCUUCACCAUCCCGCACAGUACAACAAGAGCAACAUCAUUGAAUGGCUACUACAUCCCCAAGGAUACCUGUGUGUUUGUCAACCAGUGGCAAGUGAAUCACGACGAGAAGCUUUGGAAGGACCCCUCGGUCUUCAACCCCGAGCGGUUCCUCAAUGCUGCAGGGACGGAGAUAAGAAGGACGGAGAGCGACAAAGUGAUGCUUUUCGGCCUGGGGAAGCGGCGCUGCAUCGGGGAGUCCAUCGGCCGCUGGGAGGUCUUCCUCUUCUUGGCCACCCUGCUGCAGCAGCUGGAGAUCAGCCUCCUCCCCGGCGAGGGGGUAGACUUCACCCCCCAGUACGGGCUGACAAUGAAGUACAAGAAGUGUGAGUCCUUCCAGAUCAAGCAGCGCUUCCCCGUGAAGAGCUCUCCAUAAGCCACAGGAGGAAGCAUCGUGCCACACAACAGAGCCAGCCCUUGGAGCUGGAUGCUCAGACUGCUUUUGCUAAUGUUCUCCAGAAGCCAGCACAGCUCCUCACUGUGUGGCUUCACUGGAGGCUUGUUCAUCUCAUGCAAAUGGGAGUGGGGAGGGAUAAAGCUGGCUUUGUCAGGCUCCCUGCGGCCCCCCCAGCAGGUUCUAUUGCUCUUGCCUGCAGAAAAGCUCACCAGAGAUCCAUGGGGAUCACUCACAGCCCUGGAGUUGGGGAGGGAGGAAAGGAGGAAGGAGGAUGCUUUAGGCUGGGAGGAGCAGUGUGGGGUAGCUGUAGAGAUGUCCUCACCCUGCCUGGUGCAAUAUCCUCUCCAUCCACCAAAUAGGAAUCAAGAUGUGGAAUCUGCCCUGGGAAACCUGGCCAGGCUGUUCCCACGGGGGGAAGUCUCACAAGCUCUGGCGGAGCUGCUUGUGAAGCCUUUGGCUCCUUCUGCCGAUGGGAACAGGCUCUUCCUGCAGCUCCAGCUGCCUUCUGAAGGGCUCUUGAGGUGAUGCAGGAGCCAGACCUGCACCAGCACCCACCUUGCCUCAGUGUAAAUGCAUUAAAUGAAUUCCCAAGUGUUUCUACUCAUCCUUGGAGACAGCUUGAGAGGAAAAUGAAUGUAUAUCCAUAAGCAGUGCUGUUCAAACAUUGAGAUGUUGGCUAAACUCCUCCCAGGAAGCCUCCUGGAAAAUAUUAAAGGGCUGAGAAUAAGGGACAAGAAGCAAUAAGAGGCACAUUCUGGCUUCCAGAUGAUGUAUUUGCUGCUUUUAAUCAACUAAUAAUUUGGGGGUCUUUAAGCAAGCAAUAGAUUUCCAUAUUCAGCCUUGUAAAGGUUUGAGGGCUACCGGAGAUGGUGAAUUCCCAUGGCAAAUGGAGCACUGAUUCCUGCUUCUUUGUACCUGUGUGGAAUGCAUCCAUACACUGGGAUAUAAAUUGCAGUGAUUCUAACCCAAUAAAUACUUAUAGUAAAGUGUU